Messenger RNA from Xiphophorus hellerii (green swordtail), 3860 nucleotides. It is a transcript of the gene clint1a, whose product is annotated as clathrin interactor 1a. The transcript has 12 exons. Gene Ontology annotation, cellular component: endosome; clathrin vesicle coat; plasma membrane. Lineage: Eukaryota; Metazoa; Chordata; Actinopteri; Cyprinodontiformes; Poeciliidae. Gene Ontology annotation, biological process: endocytosis. Gene Ontology annotation, molecular function: clathrin binding; phospholipid binding. The coding region runs from base 127 to 2007 and encodes 626 amino acids. The record is from RefSeq and is a predicted model, not a curated record.
GCGCCUCCUGUCUAGAUAGAGGAGGUGAGGAAUAGUUUACUUUUCAGAGUUCAAGGUUUGGUUUCGGUGCUCGUCCGGUGUGAAGGGUUUUUACCGAGGCAUUAAGCCCCUUUUCACAUAGUCAAGAUGCUGAACAUGUGGAAAGUGCGGGAACUGGUUGACAAAGCAACCAAUGUGGUGAUGAACUACUCAGAGGUUGAGUCUAAAGUCAGAGAAGCCACCAAUGAUGAUCCCUGGGGACCAUCAGGGCAGCUAAUGACUGAAAUUUCAAGAGCCACCUUCAUGUAUGAGCAGUUCCCAGAGGUAAUGAACAUGCUGUGGGGCCGCAUGUUGAGGGACAACAAGAAGAACUGGAGGAGAGUCUAUAAGUCCUUGCUAUUGUUGGCACAUCUAAUCAGGAAUGGGUCAGAAAGGGUUGUAACCAGUUCCAGAGAACAUCUGUAUGACCUGAGAUCGCUGGAAAGUUAUCACUUUGUGGACGAGAAUGGGAAGGAUCAAGGAGUAAAUGUUCGUCAGAAGGUGAAGGAGCUCAUAGAAUUUGUUCAGGACGACGACAGACUGAGGGAAGAACGGAAAAAGGCAAAAAAGAACAAAGACAAGUUCGUCGGUGUUUCCUCUGACAGUAUGGGAUUUCGAGGUUACUCGGGGGACAGGUACGACUCCGGUGGUGAAAGCCGUGGAAAGUGGGACGAUGACUGGGAGAGGAAUAAAGGACCUUUCCCCUUCAGUGAAAAGUUGGGGGAAAUAAGUGACAAAAUCGGCAGCACCAUUGACGAUACGAUAAGCAGGUUUAGGAAGAAGGACAGAGACGACUCCCCAGAUCGAUUCAGUGACAACGAUGAGGACCGGGAUCGUUCUUCGUACAACGGCCAGUCAAAAAGAGAGUUUAAAGACGAAGAGGAGACUGUUACAACCAAGAGCGUACAAAUCGUCCAGGCAACCGAGACAACAGCAACACGGAAGAGAGGAGUACCAUCUAGAAAAGUGGACCUGGGGGCUGCAGCCCACUACAUGGGAGACAAGAGCCCAGAUACCACUGCUAAACAGACCCAGCCAGCUGCAGCACCCCAACCUGCCAGUACAGGCCUGGCUGACCUCCUGAUGGUGGACACCACACCCAGCCAGCCUGCUGCCACAGAUCUCUUCGGCGGAUUUGCUGACUUCAACUCACCUGCUGCCUCAACUGGACAGGUCUCAGGAUCUGUGUCUGCAGCAGCAGUCUCUAGCCCCAAUGGAGAGUUUGGUGAGUGGAAUGCUUUUCCUGGAGGCCAGAUUCCAGCAUCUGCUCAGAGUCCUGAAAACAGUGGAAGUGACCUUUUUGGAGCCAUGGCAACAGCUUCCCCUACAGCCCCGAUCCCGGUUGUGGCGGCGGCGGUCCCGGCUCCCGCCUCGGCAGACCUGUUUGACUUGAUGGGACCGACUCAGACCCUCACUUCCUCCCAGAGCCUCAACUUUAGCAUGAGCAGCACACAGACACUGAGCACCAACAUCAUGCCUCAGCCAGUGUCACAGCCCAUCCCUAACAUGGGCGGUCCUCUGCAGCCACAGCCCGUGCACCCAGGAAUGGCCUCACAAGGCCCUGGAGCCAAAGCGUCCCUUCCUUCCACUUGGUCCGAUCACUCGGUUAACAUCAACCUGGACUUUCUGGGGCCUGGCAUGCAGCCUCCCAAGCCUAGCCAGCCCAGCCUCAACACCCUCCAGCAAGGCAAUCAGCCGGCUCCCAACAUGCUCACCCAGGGAUUUUCCAGUAUGAAUCUUGGACCUACACCAGUCAGACCUCCUGCUAAUGCUAUGAUGCAGCCUGGAGCUGGCAUGGGGAUGGGAAUGGGGAUGGGGAUGGUUCCUAACCAGGGCAUGAUGGGGAUGGGGAUGAACAUGGGGAUGCCACAGGGAGGUAUGACCAUGGGAAUGCCCGGAGGAAUGGGAAUGGGGAUGGGAAUGCACCCUGCAAUGGUCCAACAGCCCAAACACGACGCCUUUGCUGACUUUGGCAACUUCGGAAAGUGAUGGAACCAGAGAGCAGAGAUUAGCGGUAAUGGAGGCAGUCUCUUGCCGUCCGUGAGUGAAGGAUCAUCAUGAGCUCCAAACAAAGAGUACUUGAAAAAAUGUCAACUAUCAUAUUAACACCCUGCCAUCUCCCUGUUUUUUUUUUUUUUUAACAAUUCUGUAGUGAUGUGGAUCUAAAUGAAUGCGCGAUGAUUGAACCAAUGAUGUGUGUGGUCUGGCAUGAUGGUUAGACGUCAAGAUGGUGUGCCUUGUUCGAUUUAUUAUUCAGUGAGAAGACAGUGCCACUGAGAAAAUGUCAGGGGGAUUUGCUUUAUAACCUCAAUCACACAAAAUCAGAGUAGCAAAAAUAAACAUAUAUUAAUAGCUCCAUUUAUUAAAUAACUAUCUAAUGAUUCAUUUGGAUAACAUGAUCAGCCAUUUUAACCUUAACAUGUCAAAGAAUGUUUCUUUGUUUUUUCUUCUUCUUCGGUCUCUGUCUUCCUAUGACGUGUAAAUAGAAAUCUGGAGCCCUUGCAAUAAGUUAUGAAGUUCACUGAGAGGCAGCGAAAAUGUGACGAGUUGCAUCUUACAGACUAAAUCUGAUAUGAAUCGAGAUCUACGGCAAAGCACAUGAAUGCAUUCUCUUUGUACAUAUGUGUCCACACUCCAAAUGUGGCUUUAAGUGUUACAGUUGGGGGGUAAUUAUUAUUAAUUGUUUGCAGUGAAAAGUUGUUGAUUAAUUCAAGGAGCGUCUCCUUUUGGUAAAGUGUAAUUUGUGGCCUUUCUUAUUAGAAGAUAUCUAUAUAUAUUUUACUUAUGAAGAAUAUUAUAAUCAGUUUGCGUCCAAGCGAGAUAAUCAAUGAAAACUGCCUCAUGUAGGGGGUGGGGGGUGAUGGAGGGAUAUGGGAUUUUUAUUACAACAGUUAGUUUUGUUUUUUUUCCCCUUCCCCUAAGCAGAUACAAUGAAACUCUGUCACACAUAGAAGAUAAAAUAGUUUUACUCUGUUUUGUCCCAUGCACCUUUGUUUUUUCUUUUAAUUGUGUCCGAACUAUUAAGGCCAGUGAUAGCUUCAGUUCCAAACACACAAACGUAUUCUCUCAGCACCUCAGGUGUUAACGCAAGCUGUUAAGAUGCAUCUCUGUGAAAUGUUGACCAUUCGUUUGUUUUGGUGGUAUAUAGUGCCUUCCGUCAUCACUGUUCUUGCACAUUGUUACGACGGCCUCGGAUGAGUUUUUAACGUCACAGGAAUCGCCGGUCCAAGUCGGUGUGCUUUGCAACUCGUCAGGUACAGAUUAAAGGAGGAUAAGGAACUUUUUAAGCGAAUUCAGCUGCACACCGCAGUUAGUUUGUGUCAACAUGUGAGCAUGGUUGGUCCUAAGUGAUUCCAAGUGCCUGCCGAUCAGCUGCCUCUUGACCCUUGUUAAUGAGUGAUUGAUAAUCAAAAUUGAACUGCGCCGGCUGGACCUUUCCUUUUGUUUGUGUCUGAGAUAAAUAAUUCACCAACAACAGAAGAAGGCAGUAUCCUCUCAGGAGGAUUCAACCUGCGCUUUCCGACUCUCCUUAAGGGCUCAAGCAGCUGAGUGCAGUAACACAUAGUAGCCUGGCGUUGAUGUCUGGAGCAUUAAAAUGACCAAAAUCUGUUUGCUGUUUUUUCUAAUGUAUAUCAGAAAUUGUUUUAUGCAUUUUGUUUUCUACUUUAAAUCAAUUUUUUUGUCCUCUUUUUAAAAUGGGAUUGUUACUGAAACACUAGUAUAUGCAAAUGUACGAGAAACCCUCUGAGAAAAUGAGAUCUUGCAUUUACUCCCAUUCUGAUUUGAUUUGAAUGUCAAGAUUCCUUAUGGACAACAUUAAACAGUUGAUUUGAAUUUGUUAA